CCUUUCGGUUCAGCUUAAUUCCGUUACGUAUUAGUCAACGGCAAUAUACUAAGUGCCAGGCAAGUACCUGGUUAAGGCUGGGAGUGGAGGAAGAUGGGCAAAGACGGGAAGAGUCAGAGGCGCGGAGCGCGCUGGGGGAACCUGAAUGGAGAGAACCUUGGGCGGGGGAGGCCCCGGGAGGCGACACGGGGGCGGCCCUCCCCUGAGGACUAACCACGGGCCCUAGGGCACCUUAGGCGGGGAGACCACGUCAGAAAUCCCGUCCAGGACUGACUUCCUGCCCGGGAGGCCCCGCGGCCUCGGGCUCUGGGCGCGGGCCAGCGGGGCGGCGCCGGCGCCGGAUCGGAGGCGCUUCCUGGGCGCAGCGCGCGCCUAGCUGCGCGCGGAGGAGCGGGAGGCGCGGGACGGCGCACCGCGGAGGGCGCGCCGGCGGCGACAUGGAGGACGGCGUGCUCAAGGAGGGCUUCCUCGUCAAGCGGGGUCACAUUGUCCACAACUGGAAGGUGCGAUGGUUCAUCCUACGGCAGAACACGCUGCUGUACUACAAGCUUGAGGGGGGUCGGAAAGUGAUCCCUCCCAAGGGCCGCAUCCUUCUGGAUGGCUGCACCAUCACUUGCCCCUGCCUGGAGCAUGAAAACCGACCACUCCUCAUUAAGCUGAAGACUCAAACAUCCACGGAGUACUUCCUGGAGGCCUGUUCUCGAGAGGAGAGGGACGCCUGGGCCUUUGAGAUAACAGGAGCUAUUCACGCGGGGCAGCCGGGGAAGGUCCAACAGCUCCACAUAUUGAAGAACUCCUUCAAGCUGCCCCCUCACAUCAGCCUGCAUCGCAUCGUGGACAAGAUGCACGACAGCAGCAGCGGAAUCCGGCCAAGCCCCAACAUGGAGCAGGGAAGCACCUACAAAAAGACCUUCAUAGGCUCCUCCCUGGUGGACUGGCUCAUCUCCAACAACUUUGCAGCCAGCCGUCUGGAGGCCGUGACCCUGGCCUCCAUGCUCAUGGAGGAGAACUUCCUUAAGCCGGUAGGCACCCGAAGCAUGGGAGCCAUUCGCUCUGGGGAUCUGGCGGAGCAGUUCCUGGAUGACUCCAUGGCCCUGUACACUUUUGCUGAGAGCCCCAAGAGGAAGAUAAGCUCCAAGGAAGAAAUCCGUCUCAGCACCGUGGAGUUAAGUGGCACAGUGGUAAAGCAAGGCUAUCUGGCCAAGCAGGGGCACAAGAGGAAAAACUGGAAGGUGCGGCGCUUUGUUCUGAGGAAGGACCCGGCUUUUCUGCAUUACUACGACCCUUCCAAAGAAGAGAACCGGCCAGUGGGUGGGUUUUCUCUUCGUGGUUCACUCGUAUCUGCUCUGGAGGAUAAUGGCGUUCCCACUGGGGUUAAAGGGAAUGUCCAGGGAAAUCUCUUCAAAGUGAUUACUAAGGAUGACACACACUAUUAUAUCCAGGCCAGCAGCAAGGCUGAGCGUUCAGAGUGGAUUGAAGCUAUCAAAAAGCUAACAUGACAAGGACCUGAGGGAAUGGGAUCAGGAUUCCUCCCUCUUAACAGAUGACACAGGAUUUCCUGGAAAAUGGGAAUGUGUUAAGACUUAGCUUUUUCUAUUUUGUACUGUUGGAGUGAGAUUGGUGAAGAGUUCCUUAGAUUACAGUCAGCAGUGGUGCUAUUUCCUUCCCCACCUUCAAAGUUAACAUGGAAAUGCUAGAGUAGCCAUUAGGCAUCAGCAUCUUAACUUUGGCCCAUCAUCACAACCAGCCAUUUCUUGGGUACCAAAGUAGGUUUCCUUUGUCACACUAACUGGCCACGUUGUAAUACUAAAUAAAACACUAUAGUCUCAUGGUGGCGCUCUCUGAAAUGCCGUCAGCAACUCACUCUUUGGAAUGAAUAAAAAUUGCUAUUUGU
This is a messenger RNA of Kogia breviceps (pygmy sperm whale), 1894 nucleotides long. RefSeq names its product pleckstrin 2 (gene PLEK2). The record is from RefSeq and is a predicted model, not a curated record. Lineage: Eukaryota; Metazoa; Chordata; Mammalia; Artiodactyla; Physeteridae. Gene Ontology annotation, cellular component: plasma membrane. Gene Ontology annotation, biological process: actin cytoskeleton organization; intracellular signal transduction.